Alosa alosa (allis shad) is the source of this 5102-nucleotide messenger RNA. RefSeq names its product protein tyrosine phosphatase receptor type R (gene ptprr). Gene Ontology annotation, biological process: protein dephosphorylation. Gene Ontology annotation, molecular function: protein tyrosine phosphatase activity. Lineage: Eukaryota; Metazoa; Chordata; Actinopteri; Clupeiformes; Clupeidae. Bases 223 to 2292 code for a protein of 689 amino acids. The record is from RefSeq and is a predicted model, not a curated record. The transcript is spliced from 14 exons.
AGCUGCAGCUUCGCCAGGGAUGUAGCUGUGCAAGCGCGGUUGUAAAGGAAACUAUUACAUUUGAUUUUUUUGACGUUGAAUUUAGCAAAACGAGCAUUGUGGUGUCUUUAGGGGGGUUCGUCCUUAAAGAACAAUAGUGCGGAAGCAGUGUAGGUUACAUUUCCCAAGUGUCAGCCAGUCGUCUUGAAUGUGAGCACGGUGGUGAACUAACUUUACGGUAACAUGCCGAGAAGAAUGGGAUUUUUGGUUGCAGCAUGCGUAUUGCUACGUAUUGGAAUAACAGGUGGAUUUUCUGGGGACCAUAGCAAUGACCUGAUCUACCGCCGUGUGGACCGUGAGGGUCAUGAGAUGACCUUUGACCUGGGGACGGGCACCUGGCACAGGGGCCAGUCCCAUGCCAGGAUGGCUAAGCUGAUGCCUGCUGCACUGAUGGAGUCCCGAUUCCACCAGGCACCGCACAGGCAUGGCGUCAGUCUGCUGGCACGGACCGACCACGAGGUUCACAUCGAGAACGUCCAUGUCUCUGCUCGACACAUUGUUACCGUGGCUCUGCAGGUGGACGUGAGGCGACUCAAUGUGACUCUGUUGCACUCGUUCCGAGAGGGUGUUGCCGCAGCUUUGGACAUCUCCCCCCGACACGUGCACAUCAACCGCCUCAAUGAGAGGAAGAAUGGCAUUGAACUGUAUGUGUCGCCUGACCGCGUGGGAGCAACCGAGCCUUUAUCAUCAGAGGAAGUGAUCCGCUCGCUCAACAUCAACAUCCUCCACCGAAACCUGGAGCCUUUCGGCAUCACCGAGGUCUCCUCCGAGAAGAAUGUACUCCAGGGACAGCACGAGAGGGACAAUGUGUGGACCAAGGAAGGCUUCUAUGCAGUGGUCAUCUUCCUCACGAUCUUCAUCAUCAUUGUCACCUGUUUGAUGGUUCUGUACAGGUUAAAGGAGAAGGUUGAAUAUUCCGACCGGCAGUUCAAGGAGCCGCCCCCGCCCAACGUUCACUUGGCCCCCGUCCCCGUGCACUCAGCCCCCCCACGCCCCCUCCAGCCACGUCCCCCUGCCCACCUCACCAGCGGCAGCAGCAUGGUUCAGGCCGAGGCGGUCCCUAAACCUAUAAGCACCGGCCCCGCCUCCUGUCCGUCCAAUCAGAUAAUCUCCAACGUAGGCCCCGCCCCCGCGGCAUCGACGCCCGUUGGCAAAAGCGCGGUCUCCAGUCACGCUCACGAACCUAUCUGCCCGCCCUGCGUCCCGACCACCGAGGUCAAACCCUGCCUCUCAUCAAGCCCCUCCCCCUUCAGGAUGAAGCCUGCAGCUGGUCUCCAGGAGAGGAGAGGCUCCAACGUGUCCCUGGUGUUGGACAUGAGCUCCCUGGGCGCGGUGGAGCCGCUCAACUGUGGCGUGAACACGCCCCGCGAGAGCGCCGCCCAGGAGUACAUGCAGUCGGCCGGACGCACGCUCACGCGCCCGCAGCUCCGCAACACUGUGCUCAACAUGCCCACGCUGCACGCCGAGUUCGCUGAGAUCCCCAUGAACUUUGUGGAUCCGAAAGACUUGGACAUCCCCAGCCACGGAACCAAGAACCGAUACAAGACCAUUUUGCCAAACCCACACUCCAGGGUGAUCCUGAAGGCCAAGAACUCUUACGAUCCCCUCAGCAGCUACAUCAAUGCCAACUUCAUCAGGGGUUACCUUGGAGAUGAGAAAGCGUACAUCGCCACGCAAGGUCCGAUGAUCAACACGGUGAACGACUUCUGGCAAAUGGCCUGGCAGGAGGACUGCCCUGUCAUUGUCAUGAUCACCAAACUCAAGGAGAAGAACGAGAAAUGUGUGCUGUACUGGCCAGAGAGGAGAGGCAUCUACGGCAAAACAGAAGUGCUGGUAAACAGUGUCCGGGAAAGUGACCAUUACACCGUGCGCAGCCUCACGCUGAAGCAAGGGGGGCAGAGUCGCUCGUUGGAGCAUUACUGGUACACGUCGUGGCCUGACCACAAGACCCCCGACAGCGCACAGCCCCUGCUGCAACUCAUGGCGGACGUGGAGGAGGACCGGCUGGCCAGCGGCACCCGAGGCCCCGUUAUUGUUCACUGCAGUGCUGGUAUUGGUCGCACUGGAUGCUUCAUUGCCACAACCAUUGGCUGUCGUCAGCUGCAAAUGGAGGGCAGUGUGGAUGUCUUGGGAAUUGUGUGCCAACUCCGAUCAGACAGGGGUGGCAUGAUUCAGACAGGGGAGCAAUACGAGUUUGUCCACCACGCCCUGUGCCUCUACGAGAGCCGCCUGUCCGCCGAUGCAGGCCAAUGAAAGGGCACCCCCCCACCUCCUUCACAGGAAGUCUUUGCUCCUAUGCGCCAUGUUGACCUGGAAGUUGAAAACCUCAAUGGGGGCGGUCACCAUUUUUGAUGCGACCCCUGGAGAGAACCUUAGCCUGUUCAGGGAGGACAGAAAGAGAGUUUUCAGAGCAAUCUUUUCUGGCGGUGGGAUGUUUUUUUCGGUGGGGUGUUUCUGGACCCAGUGCUGUGUGUUGUAGAAAAAGACAGUAGAGGAGCAGAAGGGAGAGAAUCCGUCAGACUGAUUGACUCUUUCAUUUUAUUUUUUUCUUGUGGCUGAAUGUAACGUAUCGAUCUCGUCUCUGCAACUCUCUCUCUCUCUCUUGUCGCCAGCAGCUCCUCCUCUUGCCUCCUGAGAUCUUUUUGUGCGCAACCUGCCUUCAGUCCUGUCUGACCUCAACCACACGGCAACAAGCUGUGUACUUUGAGCCAGACCUUCUGGUUGACAUUCUUCUCAUGGACGAGACAAUGUUUCAUGGUUUUGUCAAGUAGUGUUUUUAAUGCAUAACCGUAGUGGGGUUGUCUCCUCAGAUUAGUCUCUAUACUGCUGGUCUCCAUAUUAAGACUGUUAAUGAAUAUGAUGCGGGAUGGAGACUUAUGGAAAAUAAUUAUGUUGCCAUACUCUUUUAGGAAAAAGCCAAUUUCAUUUCAUGGAGAGUCUGAGCAGGAGCGAGCCAGAUACUUUGUUGGACCAAUGAGACACACACUGCACGCUUCAAAAUUUCACAGUGUUAUCCGGUUUGAGAACAAGCCAGAGUUUGCCAAUCCCAUCUUUAUGUUCCCAAUUUUAUGUUCCCAGGUUUCACUCCAGCCCUCACAUACAAUUAACUAGCAAUGGUGAUGUUGACAAUGGAAGGUGGAUGCAAAUGAAAACACUUCACUAACAUUGAUAGUAUGUCAUGAAAACACAAUAAACACACAAAACCCUCUUCUACCUGAAUUUACUCAUAAUAUAAUCCCUUUCCAUGGCAAUAGUUAGAUAACGUAGUAAGUCAAUAAACAAAUAUCUAAAUGUUUUUGCUCCUGUAGCCUGGUUACAAAAGCAUGUAACGUUACAAAACAGAGUUUUAAAUGCAAUUUACUUAAAAGAAACCCAUCACUUGUACAUGAGCAAUUUUUGAUGAAUAAAACAUCAAAGGUGCAGUCUUAAUAUUUAAAAUAUAGUUUAUAUGUUUGUUUAUGAAUUGUAUUCAUGCAAAGCUAACAUAAUUAUUUUUGUAUAUCUUGAGUGGACUGUUUUGAUACCCUGGAUUCUAUUGAAGUGUGCAGGGCAUUAAUACAAAUCUCCCUGCGUACAUAUACACACUCUGUAAACACCUGGAAACGUGGCAUCGAGUGCAAAUAAUGUUAAGCUGACUCAUCUAUGGUGCAGCUUACAGUAUAACUAUCGUAGACAGGACCUCUGUUUGACAUGAAAACCCCACAGCUGACUUUAUGUUCGUAUCACUACGCCACCUUUGAAAUCUAAAGAUUUAAGUAUAGAUAGAUUUUAUAUACAAUAUUAAAACCAAAUAUGGUGUCUGCCCAGCUAUUGAUUAUGGAUAAAACACAAUCAAAAUGGAAGAUGGUCAGACAUAUUCAAUCAAAAAUUAGCCCUGUGUUCUAUGUAUGUGGCAUUCUUGAAAUAUAUUAAUUACAAAAUAUGUAUUUUCAUUGGAGGACAUGAUAUCUCUAGCUCGAAGUUCCGUGCUACCUAUUAAACUUGUUUUCAUGUUAUUUUACUGUACUGUGUAAAAGUACCAUAUGUACAUAUGAAAGUGCUAUUAACUAUGUGGCCACAUGGUCAUGCCACAUAAAAAUCUUGCUGCUUCUACUGCAAGUGUUCAAUCUGUCAGUUGUGUGUGUCGGGGAGGAUCAACGAUUGUUGUGUGACAAUGAAAUCUUUUAGGACAUUUUUUGUAUAUGUGCUGAUUUUUUAUCAAUAUUAUUUGUGAUACAAAAGGUUUUGAAAAAACAACUAUAUUUGUCUAUUUAUAUUAGAUAUGUGUAGCAGGUAAAAUGCACAAUGCCUCUUAAUUGGUCUGCAUCAAUGGUAAUGUCAGUGCAUAUUGUUUACUGUUUGUAGCGACUAUCCACUAUGUGGGACUUAGUGGUCAUAAUAACGAGACAAUGAGUUUUUUUUCCUAUAUAUUACUAAUCAACAUGAAUGUUGUGAUUAGAUGACUGUUCAGCAUAACCACAAUAGUAAGUAAGUAAACGUAUAUACAGACAUAUAUACUCGAAAAUGUACAUAAUAUGUAAUGCCUCAAUUAUGUAGGGUUUGAGGAAGUCUUUAAGGAAAGUCAUUAAAGCUGAAAAAAUUAGCGGAUGAAGACUUCCUUUGGAAUUUUCGGUAUAUUUACUCUCUCUCUCUCUCUUUCUCUCUCUCACGCUCUCUUUCUCUUUGUCUCUGACUCUCUCGCUUUCUCUGUGAAAUUGCUAUUAUUAUUAACUGUCCCUCCGCCCAUACAUCACAGCCCAGGACUCCAGUGACAUACGUGAGUGGCACAUCAGAGUGAGUGUGGCUGACGGAUAGCCUAAGCCAUGUGAUAGGUAAACAUUAGUUACCCAAGCCAUACUACCAAGUGAUGCUGUCUGGUUCAAAUGUAACACACAAUACUUUUGUCCUCUGAGAAAAAAGAAACUCUGAUUAUUGCCACUCUGUACAAGUGACUCGUGAUGAAGUGUUUCUUUUGGAUAGAGCAGGCAAAUGGUUAUUAUGCCAACACAAUCUGCCCUGUACUGAUACCUACAAUGUUGACUUUAUAGUCCAAACUGCCAAUAAACUGAUCUUGUUUAAACAAA